This is a messenger RNA of Cynara cardunculus var. scolymus (artichoke), 1425 nucleotides long. RefSeq lists its product as uncharacterized. The transcript has 6 exons. The record is from RefSeq and is a predicted model, not a curated record. The coding region runs from base 74 to 829 and encodes 251 amino acids. Lineage: Eukaryota; Viridiplantae; Streptophyta; Magnoliopsida; Asterales; Asteraceae.
GCUUCUUCCCCUUUUCUUUUGUUUUCUUCAUCCCCAAUUUCUCCCAUCAAAAUUCCUUCGAUCUCGCCCUAAAAUGGCUUCCACCUCUGCUCUAUCAUUCUCUACCUUCUCAUAUACUUCUCUUCCAUCAUCUUCAUCUUCAUCUUCUUCUCCAUCAACACUUGUUCAUAGAUUCUCUUUCGAUCGCUACCCACCGCCCUCUUCAUCUCGUUCUGUUUCAUUCACCGCCAAAUCCUCCAAUUUUUCUGGGACUUUCUCUGAUGAUGAUCCGUUUGGAUUCUAUCCUUGGGAGUCUUCUGGUGGAGAUAAUGGUAUUGAAUGGGAACAGCAGGAAAUGAUUACCUUGUUCACUGCUGAUGGGCUUGUUCAAAUUGGAGGAUUGAUGGUCCCUAAGCGUGUCUCUUCAGCACAGAAGCAAGCCAAGGUGAAGGCUUCCCCUAAAUCACAACAGUUUAAAGAGAGCAAUUAUAUGGAUCCAGCUCAAGGCCUAUGUUUGGGUGCACUCUUUGAUAUUGCAGCGACAAAUGGGCUUGAUAUGAGCAGAAGACUUUGCAUCAUUGGAUUUUGCCGCUCCAUUGAAAUGUUAAGUGAUGUAGUCGAGGACACUGUUUUGGAGCACGGUGGAGAGAUUGUUGUAGCGGAAAAGGGUAGCAAGGGGGGUUUGAAUGAAAAGCUAACAAUGACAGUUGCUGUGCCGCUACUUUGGGGGGUUCCUCCUGCAUCUGAAUCGCUCCAGAUUGCUGUUCGUAGUGGUGGAGGAAUUGUCGACAAGGUCUUCUGGCAAUGGAACUUUUGCCUUACUGGUUUUCAGCAGGUUUAUUGUUUUUAAACUCGGCAACAGCUUGGUCGAAGGUGCUUCGAACAUGCUGACAUAUCAUCAUGAGAUCUUGGCAUGAAUCCUUCAACACUUGAUUUGCUGGAUCACCUACAAAACCCAAAGCAUAUAGACCCCAAAUCAACAUUCAAGCCAGGUAAGAAGACCAUCCACCUCGGUGCUUCUUCUUUAGGGUGUGUUUGGUAUGCAUAGGGGACGGGACUUGACUGGACUGGACGGAUAAAAGUGAGGUAGACAGUUUAGUAAUUUACCGAUCCUGUCCCAUCUCUUUGAUUUCUAUCCCACUAAGUCCUGUUCCAUCCCACCCUAAAUGUCGCACCAGACAAGAAGCUUUAAAUCUGUAUCGUGUACAAAACACACCCUUAGCAGGUUCUUACUAAUGAUUUAGUGAAAUAAAAAUAUUUAUUAUAAUGAAAUAAUACCAGAAGUUGGAGUUUUGAAGGGUGUGGAUGCAAUGUAUCAUGUAUGAUAGGCAUCGUCGAUCACCAAGUGUGACAUAGAACACAGUAUCAAGAAGCAGCAUUUGAAAUCUGCUUUUCCUCCCAUAACCAUUUGCCCAGCACAAGUCCAUUAUUGGGUGACUUCGUGAG